Galleria mellonella (greater wax moth) is the source of this 2633-nucleotide messenger RNA. RefSeq names its product WD repeat and FYVE domain-containing protein 2. Gene Ontology annotation, molecular function: protein binding; metal ion binding. The record is from RefSeq and is a predicted model, not a curated record. NCBI's taxonomy places the organism in Eukaryota, Metazoa, Arthropoda, Insecta, Lepidoptera, Pyralidae.
GUUUUUGAUGUUUUAGUCUGUCAUACUGUCAUUCUAUUCUGUUUAAAGAAGUGUCGAUUGAUUAACAAUCGUAAAAAGGUUAUUUAUUUGCAAUUUAACUAACAUAAUGGCUGCUGAAAUAAAGCCUGCGCCUAGGACACCUAACGAUAGAUUCUCCACUACAAAAAAACCAGCACUUUUAAAUAAAUUAGAAGGUUGUACGGACGAUGUAAACGCCGCUGUGGUGAUACCUGGCGAGGACGGUGUAAUUAGCGUUUGCGAUGAUAAAACAGUAAGAGUAUGGCUAAAACGUGAUUCAGGGCAGUAUUGGCCGAGCAUCUGUCAGUUUAUGCCAUCUGGUUGUACAUCUAUGUUUUAUACCCCAGAAACCAGACAGUUAUUUAUUGGGCAAGAAAAUGGCACUAUAUCUGAGUUCACACUAGCUACAGACUGCAAUAGAAUAAAUCCUACACGGGAGUACCUAGCACACACUGCACGGGUAACGGCUGUUGUGUUCUCCUUAAGUUGUGAGUGGGUGCUGUCAGUGAGCAGAGACAAAUUGUUCUCCUAUCACUGCAGUGAGACCGGCCGCAGGAUUGGUGGGUACUCUUUUGAAGCGUGGUGUACAGCUCUACAGUUUGACUCACAAUCAAAAUAUGCAUUUGUGGGUGAUUACAGUGGGCAGAUAACUAUGUUAAAAUUAGACAAUAAUGGUGCUGCUCUAGUCACUACAUUGAAGGGGCAUACUGGUUCUGUAAGAGUAUUGAACUGGGCUCCAAUACGCCAGUUACUGUUUAGCGGUUCCUUCGAUCAAACAAUCAUUGUAUGGGAUAUUGGUGGACAAAAAGGCACAGCGUAUGAACUGCAAGGACAUAGUAAUAAGGUGACGGGCUUGUGGUACGUGGGUGGGUGCGAGCGGCUGGUGUCGGCGGGCGAGGACGGCGCGCUGGGCGUGUGGGAGAUGGGCGUGCGGCGGCGCGAGACGCCCGCCUGGAAGGAGGCCGACCUGUGCCAGAUCUGCCACGCGCCCUUCAUAUGGAACGUGCGCGCCAUGAUGGAGAUGAAGCAGUUAGGGUUGCGGCAGCACCACUGCCGCUGGUGCGGGGCUGCGGUGUGCGCGACGUGUUCGCCGCACCGGCUGCCGCUGCCCGUCAUGGGCUUUGAGUUCCCGCAGCGCGUGUGCACGCACUGCUAUGAUACUCUUAGGCACGAACCGCGCGAGUCGCUCGCAUCGUUCCACGAUAUGAAGCAUGCAGUGACGUCAUUGUACGUGGACGAGGCGACGGGCCGCAUGUGCACGGCCGGCAAGGACCGCGUCAUCAAGGUGUGGGACGUCAGCGUGCUGCUCGCGCCCACCGCCGCGUCCACCUCCGGCUCCGCUUCCGUUUCCGCGCCCGCGCCCGCGUCCGCCUCGCGUGUGGGGCCCAGCGACCAAUAGCCACUGUGACCGCGCGCUCUCACCGCUCUAACGAAUACCGCUCGCGCGUAAUGUCGGGCGUUACGAAUGCACUUCGGAAGUGGUCGGUUGUGGUCGGGUAGGAUGCGUACGAUUACGAUGUCAGUUGAUUUUCGUCAUACAAUUGUUGUUAGGCGCUUUGAUUGGUAUUAAUUAAUUAAUCCAAGAAAUUGACUGUUGCGUUUAAUAGUUUCAAUUAAUAUUUUCGAGAUAUAUGAUAUUAAAAUUGAAAUUAACAGAGAAAUAAAGACGAAUGUUUAUACUAUCCUUGAAAAUAUAUGUAAAAAAAAUAAUAUAUUUUAAGCUACGUAGACGUAGAGUAUCAAAUUAAGUUAUCUUUUUAUUCUAUAUUUUGUUUUUAAACAAAAUCAUGUCUUUACAGUUCACAACAAAUUAUAUUUAGACUGAUUUUGGUACAUUAGAUUAUGUACAUAUCUAAUGUACCAAAAUCAGUAUAUAUCUAAUUUAAGUAUAGUUUGUACACAUCUAGGUGUCAUAACUCCAAAACAGCAUAUAACAUGUAUUAAAAAGAAAAUAACAAGUCCAUAUUAUAUAUGUAUAUAUAUGUAAUUAUAUUAUUAUUUAUACUGCGUUAAAAUUUAUCUUUAGCCCCAUUUUUCUUCCCUUUUUAGUCUUAUUAUUGUUCUGUUAAGCCAUGAUCAGCCCCAAUUAUAAAUUCUCUCCAUCUACGUUGCCUGGAAAAAAUCGCUAUUUAACGAUAAGGCCGCCCGUUGUUGCCUCUUUAUUUUACUGUUGUGUAAUUAAAUUUAUUUUAUUAUUAUUUUUUUUUUCUUUAUUGAACCACUAAAGAAUAAUAUAAAGAUAUGUAUAUAUUACUUAUGAAGUACAAAAUGCGGUCUUAUCGCUAAAGUAUUCUCUUUCAGACAACCUUAGGAUAGAGGAGAAAAGAAAAAGACGGUAGCUAUUUGGAGCAAGAAGUGAAACUAAAUAACAAAGAAAAAUGCUCAUGUUAAUGUUAUUAUUAUUAUUUUUUGUACAGAUAUUGUUAAUCUUUAUAAUCUGCAUCAUUCUAUGGAGGGAACAAAGAAUUUCCAUUCAUUCUUUAAUUAAUAAAUUUGUAAAACUGAAUAAUUUUUCUCCAAGAACAAAGAAAUACGGUAAUAAAUUUUAAACUUUCCAUACUGUUCUCCUACAUGGCUGGUUUACAUUAUAGAUUUAGUAUGAAAAGUAAAACAAA